Messenger RNA from Fopius arisanus, 708 nucleotides. RefSeq names its product MIP18 family protein galla-2 (gene galla-2). Bases 161 to 631 code for a protein of 156 amino acids. Gene Ontology annotation, cellular component: cytosolic [4Fe-4S] assembly targeting complex. Gene Ontology annotation, biological process: iron-sulfur cluster assembly. The record is from RefSeq and is a predicted model, not a curated record. NCBI's taxonomy places the organism in Eukaryota, Metazoa, Arthropoda, Insecta, Hymenoptera, Braconidae. The transcript is spliced from 3 exons.
CGUAAUUGUUUGAAGUUGUCGAGGUUCAGGGUAUUUCUCGUGAUAUUUUCAGGGAGGAAAGACGAAGGCAACAAGGUAAACAAAUAGUUUUGGGGUUACUCUUUAUUAUCUGACGUUUUGAAUGAUUCAAUAACGGACUGCUAUGGUAUAACAAAUUAUUAUGGAGGAGAAACUCGAGAACAUCAAUCCCAAAUUAUAUGGAAAGAUUGAGGAGAGAGUGGUGACUGUUGAUGAUGAGAACGAAGAGGUUGUUGAUGACUUUGAUGCCAGGGAAAUAUUUGAUUUGAUUAAGAAUAUUAAUGAUCCGGAGCAUCCACUGACUUUGGAGGAACUGCAUGUUGUUGAGGAGAGGCUCAUUGAGGUGGAUAAUCAGAAAAAUCUGGUAGAUGUGAAAUUUACACCCACGAUUCCCCACUGCAGCAUGGUGACCUUGAUUGGUCUAUCUAUAAGAGUCCAACUGCUCAGGGCCCUUCCAUCGCGAUUCAAAGUCAAUGUCGAGGUUAACCCGGGAACCCACAGUUCAGAGGCAGCAGUCAACAAACAAUUAGCCGAUAAAGAGCGAGUAGCUGCAGCACUGGAGAAUAAACACCUCGUGAGUGUGAUAAAUCAGUGCGUGAGUGUGAAGAAUUAAUUAAGAAACACCUGUUAAAACAUUUAUUGUUGUUUGAGGGAAAAUACAUUGAUACGAGUGAAUUCUUUUAUUUUCAA